AUGCAUAUAGAAAACGAAAGGAAGAGGAAAACAAAAGCCAGCGUGGAAAGGUUAAAAGCUGAGAUGGGAGAGAUUGUUGAACAACAGAACCAUAAUAGAGAAGGGCAAAAGGAAAUCAGAGAGAAGUUUAACGAGAUUGAGUUUGAAUGUGAUCAACUCAAAAGGGAAACGUUCCUUAUAUGGCAACAGGCUGCAAGCAAUCAGCAGCGCCUCAAUCUUAUGUUGAAAAUUUUGAAAGCACGAGACGAAAACAAUUUUCAUGAAGCUUCUAAACUUUCUCAGUCUCUUCGAGAAUGCAUGAUGAAGCAAAGCACGAAGAAGAAUCCUUCAGUAUUUGCGGAUGCGAGUGGCACAUAUAGUUUGAAGAAGAAAUGA
Dovyalis caffra is the source of this 375-nucleotide messenger RNA. Lineage: Eukaryota; Viridiplantae; Streptophyta; Magnoliopsida; Malpighiales; Salicaceae. The record is from the annotation of a GenBank genome assembly.